Messenger RNA from Malaclemys terrapin pileata, 3920 nucleotides. RefSeq names its product radial spoke head 10 homolog B2-like. Bases 804 to 3395 code for a protein of 863 amino acids. The record is from RefSeq and is a predicted model, not a curated record. The transcript has 21 exons. Lineage: Eukaryota; Metazoa; Chordata; Testudines; Emydidae.
UCAAAAGAGAUGGAAGAACCUCUGAUCCAAGAAGCAGCUCAGUAUUAUGAGGAGCCUAUUCUAACUCAACUUAUUGUAGAAAAGUAUGUUAAAACAUGUCAGUUUAGUUAAAAACACAUCCACUAGAUGAGGACUUACUAUUUAAGUACCUGUGGUGUGCUUGGUAUUGUACAAAACAUACUCAUAGACAUGGCUCCUGCCUUGUCGGGUUUAGAGUCCAAAAGGCAGAUAGACAUCAGACACAAAUGCACUGCAAGACAAAGGGUAAUGGUAACUAGAAUGUGUGUGUAUGCACAAAGUUGUCUGCUCCAUUUAAGACCCACUGUGUGGUAGAACACCAGCAGACUGGCUGUACAAGGGGUGUUGGCAUAAAUUACUGAAAAGAGGGUGCCAAUGGGGAUGGGCCUACAUGGUUAGAGUUCAAGUGGCCUUAAUACACCAUAAUAGCAGUGUUUAUUAUGGAUGGAGAGCUGUAUUGCAGCCCUGUGCCCUGGCUCUAGAAUCUUGCUUCCCUACCUCAUUCACACUUCACUUGCAUAAAGCCUGAUUCUUCUUGCUUUAUUUGCGUAAAAUGAAUUUCACUGUAAGUGUACAUGUAGUUUUCUAUAUAAAGUGAAUACACUAGUGUAAUUACAUAAUAUUUGGUGCUGCUUAUCAUUUAGGGUGAGGUGCAUAAUGAGCAUGGGGGUACCCACUUCCUGACAGUACUUUGGUCAUGAAAGGGGAGCAAGCCUGAUGUUCCACCCAGCAGCAAAAUGCAGCAUAUGCUUUCACGCCACCUCUUCCAGAAUGGGAGCUAACAGAUGCUAACAAUCUAUGAAGGAGAAAAAGUCCAUGGAUUAUAUGAUGGAGAAGGUGUAGCAUAUUUUCAGGGAGGAAAUAUAUACAGAGGCAUGUUUUCCGAAGGGCUCAUGCAUGGACACGGGAUUUAUACAUGGGCUGAUGGAGUGAAGUAUGAGGGGAACUUUGUUAAGAAUGUGCAGAUGUAUAAUGGCAGUUACACAUGGCCUGAUGGCAGCAUGUAUGAAGGAGAGGUGAAGAAUGGAGUCAGGCAUGGCUUUGGCAUGUACAAGUGUGGCACCCAUCCAGUUUCAUACAUUGGCCAAUGGUGUGAAGGCAAAAGACAUGGAAAGGGUACCAUUUAUUAUAAUCAGGAAGGUACUUCCUGGUAUGAAGGUGACUGGGUAAACAACAUCAAAGAUGGCUGGGGGAUAAGAUGUUAUAAAUCUGGAAAUAUCUAUGAAGGUCAAUGGGAAAAAAAUGUGCGCCAUGGGGAAGGACGGAUGAGAUGGCUGACGACUAACCAGGAGUAUACUGGACAGUGGAUAAAUGGCAUACAGCAUGGGUCUGGUACCCACUCCUGGUUUCUGAAGAGAAUACCUGGGUCUCAGUAUCCUUUGAGGAAUGAAUAUGUAGGGGAUUUUGUAAAUGGGGAUCGUCAUGGACAUGGAAGGUUCUUCUAUGCCAGUGGAGCAAUGUAUGAUGGAGAAUGGGUUUGCAAUAAAAAACAUGGCAUUGGGAGAUUUGUCUUCAAGAAUGGGCGUAUUUAUGAAGGGGAGUUUAUAAAUGAUCAAAUAGCAGAGUACCCAGCUUUUCAAGUGGAUGCAAUGAAUAUGCAGGAUCUGAGUGGCAUUCGUACGCAAAGUCCCUUUGGCACUGAAACCAUCAGAAUAGUUGAUGGCCCAGGAAAUACUUCUGUGUUGGGAUCAAACAUUGAACUAGACAUAUCUUCAUUGCUGAACUUGUUUCCGGAGAAAGACAGACAGGAAGAAAUGAAACAGGUAGAAUAUGCGGUAUUGAGACAUAUUACAGAACUGAGAAGAAUCUACAGUUUUUACAGCAGCUUAGGCUGUGAUCAGUCUCUUGACAACACCUUCCUGAUGACUAAGCUCCAGUUCUGGAGAUUUCUGAAGGAUUGCAGGUUUCAUCAUUACAAUGUAACCCUUGCUGAUAUGGACAGGAUACUGAAUGAAGAUAAAACAACACCUGAGGAGGUGCAUUCUCCAUAUGAAACUUUGCUGCUAAGAACAUUUUUGACUUGCCUUAUUCAUCUAGCAGUCCAUAUCUAUCACAAAGAGCACAAAGAUAAAGGUCCAUAUCUGUUUAAGUGUUUCUCAAAAAUGAUGAUGAAGAACAUUAUUCCCAAUGCCUGUCAUAUACAAGGCAUUUUAUUCUGUGAACAGCAACAAACUGUCUGUGCAAUUAAUUACAUUGAUAAAUGCUGGGAGAUAUACAGGGCUUACUGUAGACCAAGCACCAUACCUCCUUAUGAACCCACAAUGAAAAUGAGACACUUCCUCUGGAUGUUGAAAGAUUUAAAUAUGCUAAGCAAACAAUUAACUGCUACAAAAAUUGUGGAAAUACUGGUAAAGGACAAUCCUUUUGUACGCGAUGGAGAUGACAGCAAUUUACAGCAUGAGUUGGUUUUUCUUGAAUUCUUUGAAGCUCUCCUUGAUUGCGCCCUGUUAUAUGUUACCAAUGAUAUGAUUAAGCAGCAAGUAGAUCUUGUAAAUCAAGAAGGAAAUGGUUAUAGAACUGAAGAUUACACAGAAGGGGCACGGCAUAUUCUGCAGCACCCAGAAUACUCCUCAUUUCAGUCCAUUCAUAGCAGAAGUAUGACCAGUGCUGAGGUUAGCCAUGAACCCUCUGAGACAAGUCACUACUACAUUACUACGAGGUCUUCAAGCAAGCUAGCACAGUCACCUGAUAAUAGAAUAAAGAAACCAGAGCUUAAAUCCAAGGACUCUGCAGUAGAAUAUAGAACUUCCAGACAGACUUUUAAAUCCACUGAAAAAGAGAGAGAGGCCAUUGUAGAACAUGCUUCCACCAUAGGCUUCCGGGCACCAAAGGAAGGAGCUGGAACAGUUCCAAAUGUCACAUUCUCCUCAAACACAGUGUACCAGCUGUCUGCUGAUGACAAAGAUGAAAUGUUAGUUCAGUCUUUGAUGGAUUUGGAUGCAGAACAAGGCCAAGUGCUCAGCAACCCCAUGAAAGAAUUUGCAGAUAAACUAGAAAAAGCAAAAAACGAACAGAAGGAAAAACUCAGUCUGUGGCUGAAUCAGAUGUACAUCUUUUUUGUGAACAAGUUCUUUCCUGCCUACAAGCAUGCUCAAAUGGUGAAGGAAAAUGUAGAAGAAAAUAGGAAACGGGAUGCUGAAUUAGCCUUGCAGUUGAAAAUUGAAGAGGAAGCAAAGCUUAUCGCCAUAAGGAAAGCCGAAGAGGCCAAAAAACAAGAAGAAGCUGCAGCAGAAAAAGCAGAGACAGAUAGUGGAGUGGUUAAAGAGCCAGAGGAUUCAGCUACACAGCUGCCACUUCCUGCAAAGGAAGAAGUAGUGAUUCUGCCCCAGCCAGUCAUUAGCAAGGUUUCUGCAGGGGUGAAGAAAAAGAAAAAGUAAAUUAGGCUGACUGUUGCAAUAAUAAAGUUGUAAGUAAAGUCUGCGCUUGUUAACAUUUUUAAGGUAUCAGAUUUACUUUCUAGGUCUGUAAAAUCUAAACAUUACAAUGUAGGUUCUAGGAAAUGAAUGAAUACAAUUAUUUGUAUUUGUUUAUAUCAGAGGGAAAUUUAACUCUCCAGUCUUCCCCCACACCUCCAUCUGCUGAUAUCCUGAGCCCCCUAGAAAUUGGGGAGUGUGAUUAUAUAAUUGAUUGUUACAUAAAACUUGUGUAAACCUUUGAACAUACAAAGCCAUUCCAUACAUGUACUAUUUGCCAUAUUACGAGACAUUUUUCCAUUAAAAGAUCAUUAGUGUUUCAGGUUUGUUUGUUGGCUAACUCUUGUAACCAUGAGACUGCAUAGUCUGAAUGGAAUUUAAAACUAUACAUCCUGCAUGAGGCUUUUGCUUAUACAGACGUUCCUCAGGUUACACAAACCCAACUUAGGGAAAUCUGCACUUAAGUAAAAAGUUCCAUAAGGGUUUUUU